CUGCACUUGUGUUUGUAGAAAAAGCUUAAACACCCGAUGGCGAUGAUGAGGGCGGCGGCGACGGCGACUGUGACCGCGGGGACUCCUCGAGGACUUAGAGGGUUAUUAUUCUCAACUUUAUCAUCAAGUUUUCCAUUCAAUCCACCGCCGACGAAUCAAGAGAAGCCUCCUCCUGCUGAACCCUCCACCAACCUCUUUGUCUCUGGGCUUAACAAACGAACAACUUCAGAGGGACUUAGAGAUGCCUUCGCAAAGUUCGGUGAAGUGGUGCAUGCUAGAGUUGUGACUGAUCGGGCAUCAGGAUAUUCAAAGGGGUUUGGCUUUGUACGAUACAAUACUUUAGAAGAGGCUGCGGCAGGGAUAAAGGGCAUGGAUGGCCAGUUCUUGGAGGGAUGGGUUAUAUUUGCGGAGUAUGCAAGACCUAGACUGCCUCCUCCCCCACUUGAGAGCAAUGGAUCUAUGUAUGGUCGCCAAUAGCUCCUGUAUACGGUAGAAGAAGCUUCUCUCUUUCAGAUAUUGCACUCAUUUGUUCAGAGGAGCAUCUGAUUACUUUUGGAAGAAAAAAAAGAGAGCAAUUGAUGAAUCAUAGCUCUUGAUUUUGCCUCGAUCACAAUUUUAUUAUUGUCCCUUUGUGUGGAACUUUUUGAAUAUGGUUGACAUGAAACUGAACUCGUUGAAUUGAGAGGUAUUUCUAUUUCAAAGGUGCUUAUUAAUCAGUUAUCUGCAGAACUCUGUUGGUUUGCUAUUCAUGUGGAU
Messenger RNA from Ilex paraguariensis (yerba mate), 756 nucleotides. Lineage: Eukaryota; Viridiplantae; Streptophyta; Magnoliopsida; Aquifoliales; Aquifoliaceae. The record is from the annotation of a GenBank genome assembly.